UCCCGUUCAUGACGGCCGUGUCCCUGCGCGCUUCGAUCCCAUUGACCACCUUCCCGUCGAACGAGCGCUUCUUGUUUUCUCCAUCUCUUGCUGAGUCGGUUGCGCUGUGGUUCAUCAUGAGGAUGCCGGGCAUAGUCUGGGCGCCGUCAUGCAGCUCGCCGGCGCGCUCGCCACGUGUGCUCGGCGCGCAGUCGCGAUGAUGGCGGUGGGAGCCGUGCACGGUUCAGUCGUAUGCGCAGGGAAGAGGGCGUCCGGUAGCAGCAACGUUGCGGGUGGAGGGCGGCCUCUGAAGGGUUGCGGCGGGCCGACGGGCGGGCCAACGUCUACGGGCGUGCAAGUAAGGGGCGAAGGCCGAUCGGCGGGAGAAUGCACGUAUAGCGAGAGGCUCGAGUUGGCUGGCGGCGCCGGGGUAUCGUGAAGGCGCGCUUUGGUUGCAAGCAGAGGGCCCAAGCAGAAGGCAAGCAGAAGGUC
Molecule: messenger RNA, 471 nt
Organism: Macroventuria anomochaeta
Lineage: Eukaryota; Fungi; Ascomycota; Dothideomycetes; Pleosporales; Didymellaceae
Exons: 1
Coding region: 149-418 (89 amino acids)
Source: RefSeq, a predicted model, not a curated record